AUAAAUUUAUGCAUACAAAUAUUUGGACCUGAUUAGUUUAUUUCAUAAAAACAAGCGACCAAAGUAUGGAAACGUUAGAAAAUGGAUUUGAAGUAAAGAAACAUACAUUUGAUACAAUUGAUUAUUGCGUUUUUGCAUUAAUGUUAAUUGGAUCAGCUGUAGUUGGUAUCUAUUAUGGAUUUGGUUUUGGACGAAGAAAACCAUUACGACAAAGUGAAGAUGAACAUUUACAUAUACAAACUGAUGACUAUUUAUUAGGAAAUAAAACUUUGUCACCAUUACCAGUUGCAUUGUCACUGAUAUCAAGUUAUAUAUCGGCUGUGACAAUAUUGGGAACACCGGCAGAAAUAUACAAUUAUGGUACACAAUAUUGGUUAUUAUUUAUAUCAAUAUGGGUGAUGGGUGUUGUUGUUGCUGAAGUUUACCUGCCAGUAUUUAGAAAACUUGAUGUGAAAUCAUCCUAUGAGUAUUUGGAAUUCCGAUUUCAUCGUUACAUUCGGACAUUUGUAUCGAUAUUAUUCGUAUUGGAUGAGAUAAUGUUUUUACCCAUGCUUGUUUAUGUUCCAUCAUUAGCUUUUGAGCAAGUAACUGGAGUGAAUUUACAUAUUGUAUCAUGGGUUGUAACCGCUAUUUGUGUCUUCUAUACUUUUGUGGGCGGUAUAAAGGCAGUUGUCUGGACGGACACAUGGCAAAUAUUUAUAAUGAUCAUAUCUGCUAUAGCUAUUGCAUUAUUUGGAACAAUCGCCAUUGGUGGAUUUGAAGAGAUGUGGCAUCGAGCAUCGGAAGGUGGACGGCUAAUAUUUUUCAACACGGAUCCCAGUUUAACAGAACGCCAAACUAUAUGGAGUGUAUUAAUUGGAGGUUUUACAUUUUGGACGUCGUACAAUGCAGUCAAUCAAACAAUGGUUCAACGUUAUAUGUCGUUACCCACUUUGAGACAAUCCAAAAAGGCAGUAAUUAUGUUUGCAAUUGGAGUCAGUUUCUUCGUAACAACUUGUUCCUAUACGGGGCUAGUGAUUUAUGCAGCUUAUUGGAAAUGUGAUCCCAUUAUUUCUGGAUUAUGCAAAACUGACGAUCAAAUGUUACCAGCGUUUGUUAUGCAUUUUCUUGGACACAUACCUGGUAUAUCUGGUUUAUUUAUUGCUGCUAUUUUUGGUGCUGGUUUAAGUUCCUUGUCUGUGAUUUUAAAUUCAACUGCAAUUGUUUUAUUGGAAGAUAUUCUAAAAAGUUUAUGCAAAUAUCAAUUAUCCGAUCGUACAGCAAAAAUAUUUGCAAAAUCUGUUAUUCUUGUCCUGGGUAUUCAUACGGUCUUAGGAGUUUAUAUUGUGCGAAAUUUAGGAGGAGUUUUAUCGGUGGCGACAAGUUUAAAUGCAAUUGCUGCUGGAACAACAUUUGGUCUAUUCUCGCUUGGAAUGUUAAUACCAUUUGCUAAUACAAAAGGUGCUGUCGCUGGUGGUAUAACAUCUGCAUUAUUUUCAGGGAUAAUUUCAAUUGGCACGCAGUAUUUUCAAUCACAAGGGCUUGUUGUGCCACAUACAAAAUUACCAGUCAGUAUUGAAGGAUGUUCUAACUCUACAUUUCCAAUUUAUCCAAUGUACAGUGAAGAUGAAAUAUCCGUGCCAAUAAUAUUCCGUUUAUCAUAUUUAUGGGUAUCACCAAUAGGUUUUUUAACUGUUAUGAUUGUAGGUUCAGUUGUAAGUCUUAUCACACGAUCUAAAUCUGAUGAAUAUGUGAAUCCGGAUUAUUUAUCACCAGUUAUACAUCGAUUUAUACCAAAACGUAUGCGAGAUUUAGGUUGUGAAGAAGACAUAUCGUCAUAAUUCUAGAAUUUUAAAUGAAAACAACUACUUUAUUAUGUUGAUGCAA
Molecule: messenger RNA, 1866 nt
Organism: Chrysoperla carnea
Lineage: Eukaryota; Metazoa; Arthropoda; Insecta; Neuroptera; Chrysopidae
Gene: SLC5A11
Product: sodium-coupled monocarboxylate transporter 2
Exons: 11
Coding region: 66-1820 (584 amino acids)
Biological process (GO): sodium ion transport; transmembrane transport
Cellular component (GO): membrane
Molecular function (GO): symporter activity
Source: RefSeq, a predicted model, not a curated record